GUUGGCAUGGCGUUGUGGCGACGAGGCUUCCAUCGGGGCAGCCAGGCCGCGACGUUUGCGACCAAGCAGUACAAGUCCAACUACGAGAAGCAGAUCGUCAUCUAUGCCAGCGAAGUCCCAGUCAUCUGCGGUGUGAACCCGUACCGGUGCAUCUCGGACGUCUUUCUCUCCACUUGGAAGCGCACCGACAAGGCCCUUGUCCAGCGGCUCGAGUCCCAGCUAGCGCCUGAGAUCCCCGCGACGAUCGAAGAGCGUAUUGAGCAGCUCGUGCAAGAAGAGCCUAUCGUGCAAGCGCUGCUUGACACGCCGUCCGUGACGACGGAGGACGUUCAGCGCGUCAAGGUCCAAGUAAAGAAAGAAGUCGAGGCCCUGCCGCAGUACACACCCGAGGAGAAGGUCGAGCUCACACAAGCACUCACAUCCACGAUCCAAACGCAGUUUGGCAUUGCACAGGAAGCGCAUGCUCUCACGACGUACGAGACGACAACGUCCAAGGCCGUGGAGCAGCGCAACGCCAAAUUCUGGUCCAAGCGCCUCGGACGCGUCGAGUGCAUCGACGGCGGCUACCGUAAUGUGCUUGUCGGUGGCCGCAUCGACGGGCUCGCGGGCGAGAGCGUCAUUGAGGUCAAGAAUCGCAUGACGAAGUUUAUGACGCCGCUACCCAAAUACGACGUGUACCAGCUGCAGACGUACCUGUACCUUCUCGACUCGGACGAAGGCGAGAUUGUCGAGCACCUCAAGAAGAAGGCCGACGCAAGCAAGUCGACCAAAAUCGCGCGGGACCCGGCGCUCUGGGACGAAAACGUGCUGCCGUACAUUGCUCGCUUUGCCCACUCGCUUGGGCGCUUUAUGGACGCGCCCCAGGAGACGCAUGCGUCCUUUCUCAAGCAGUCGGCCGAUGGACGCAAGGAGAUCAUUCGAUCGCUCUGGAUAGACGCACCGGGAAUACUCACUCAGUAGAGUUGGUUAAGGAAGACAAC
Saprolegnia parasitica CBS 223.65 is the source of this 980-nucleotide messenger RNA. RefSeq lists its product as hypothetical. The transcript has a single exon. NCBI's taxonomy places the organism in Eukaryota, Oomycota, Saprolegniomycetes, Saprolegniales, Saprolegniaceae. The record is from RefSeq and is a predicted model, not a curated record. The coding region runs from base 7 to 960 and encodes 317 amino acids.